This is a messenger RNA of Bactrocera tryoni, 5457 nucleotides long. It is a transcript of the gene Eip93F, whose product is annotated as putative mediator of RNA polymerase II transcription subunit 26. Gene Ontology annotation, molecular function: DNA binding. Lineage: Eukaryota; Metazoa; Arthropoda; Insecta; Diptera; Tephritidae. The record is from RefSeq and is a predicted model, not a curated record. Gene Ontology annotation, cellular component: nucleus. Gene Ontology annotation, biological process: regulation of transcription by RNA polymerase II. The coding region runs from base 687 to 5138 and encodes 1483 amino acids. The transcript is spliced from 6 exons.
AAUUUUACAAAGACACAAAUAUACAUACAUACAUAUAUGUAGUCAAACAUAAAGUGCAAUCUAAGAGAGAAUAAUACAAAAAUUAACAAAAUAUUAUAUAAAAAAGAAAUUAAACCAAAAUCACAACAACAACAGCAACUAAAGACGCAUGUGGCACCAACAAAAGCGUGUGUGGCAUGCAACGCGUAAAAUUUGCAGCAAGUAGGCGAUAUAAAGCGACAAAUAAGUUUGCAAGAAAGCAUAUCCAACAACAACAACAAGCGUGCAGCCAACAAACACAGUUGCCAGAUAGUUAAAAAAGUAAAUUUCCGUUUUGCUUUUGAAUUAUUUUAAAAUAAAUCGUCGUUAUUGCAUAUGAAACAGUUAUAUACACUGUAUAUAUAUAUAUAUAUAUAUAAUAUAUAAAAGAAAAACAACAACAAUAGCAAUAACGAAACAGUUGUUGUAAAUAGCAGCAGCAGCGGACGGACAGCAGGCAGCAGACGACAGCCGACGACAACUGCAGUGGCCGCAAGCUUUCCAGCGCCCCUCCAACGCCUACCAACAAAGCAUCACCGACAAGAAGCAGCAGCAACAGCAGCAGCGACAGCGGCAACAACAAUCACAAUAAUACGGCGCUUAAUUAAGCAAUACCUACGCGAUUGGCCCAUGGAAGAAUUGGCUUAGAACGGAUCGCUGAGGAGUUGAUGGAACGCAUGAAAUGGAAGCAAUAUCAAGAGCCAUUAACUACGCGCGUCCAUACAAACAAUCACACCGUACAAUCGCCAGCCGAAACAGCAGCAACAGCAGAGUUGCCAGCAGCAACAGCCGCCGCCAGUACAGCAGCGACCUCAGUAGCCCCACAAAUCCCAGUAGAACGGCAAACAUCCACAGAGUACGAUCAACAACAACAUCAACAACAAAAACACAACGAUCAGCCUGUAGAGGAGCAAAAGAUUACACAUUUGCAGCAACAAAAAUCGAUCAACGAUCUCGUAGACACCAAGAGUGCACAGCCAUCAUCAUCAUCACCAACAUACGGCCAGAGCAACGGCACUGCAACAGACAACAACAACAGCCAACACAAUCUUCAAUACGAGCAAGCACACGAGCGCACAGUCGGAGGCGGAACGAACGCCGAAGAACAGCAAAAAAACAAAGGAAAUACGCAACAAAGCAACUGCGUAGAAGACUCCAUAAAGGCUAAGGAGGAUCGGGAGGUGCAAGCUGUUACAGACAAUACAACAACAUCACAUAAUCACAACCAACUUCACCGUAAUAACAGUAAUAGUGUAACAUUAAAUAAUAAGACAAAUUGCGGCAACCACAACGGCAACAACAACAACAAUAAUACAUCAACAAAAGCAACAAAUUCAUCACACACAAACACAACAACAACAAACAUCACAAGCCUUAUCGCCAAUCAGAAUAGCUUGUCAAGUGUAACUACAUCACCACCGUCAACGCAUCCACCGCAGCCUGCCACUGAGGCGCUUGAGCGGCAGCGUACGCCCACCGUUGAACCGGUCGAUUGGAAGCCGAAUGAGAAGUGUUAUUUUUGUGUGGACGGCAGAUUACUCACGGUGAACGCGAAGGGAGAACUAGUAGCCGAGCCGGCGGGCCCCAUUGUGUCCGCCGUCGGCGGCGAUUCAGUGGAACACGUUCACAGGCAGCUUGAGACCGAUAGCGAUUCGAAUGAAUCAGCGCAUGCGAAUUUGGUGAAUAGUACAACAACUGCGCCCGUUGUAAACAAUAAUAACAACAACAGUAGUGCGAAUAACAUUAACAACAACAACAAUAAUAAUAAUAAUAAUAACAAUCGCAUCGACUGGAACAAGCUGUUGACGACACGUUUAGUUGAUUUGCCAGCGAAUAUGACUUCAAUGGACUCAAUGGCCGCGCAGUUAGCAGUCAUUUCUGGUUACCCAAAUUUUAAUUGGCUACAAUUGAUGCAACAACAGCAGCAGCAAGAGCAGCAGCCACAUCCCGCACCGAUACAGCAACAAACACAGCCACAACAACAGCAUCAGCAACAACAACAGCAACAGCAUAUAAGUUCGGCGACACCAACUACCUCAGAGACAUCGGCCGCCGCUGUUAGUCCACCACUCAAGGAUUCGCCCAGUCCCAGUGAUGCCACCGGUGAACAACCCUUAGAUCUUAGUUCGAAACCAUCGCCAAAUUCGUCUAUUAGCGGCGAUUUGAAGUCAGUGCGCUCCAAGACGAUGCGCGCUACGCCCACACUCUCUGCACGUCGCCCCUGCACCGAUGAUGCACUGAGCAGUACCGUACAAGAGCUUCUCAGCGGAAAGUAUAGCACACGGAAAUCGUCAGACCAAUACGCCGGCAGUUCGAGCACGAGCCCAGGACGCGCCAGAUCCAAUCGCACCGGAGUGAGUGGCAAACGUGCGAAUGCACACCUAGCCAACGCGCUCUUACACGGCAUGGACGUGGACAAGGAUAUGUCCGGCGAUGAAUGCAGCACUGGCAUACCUGGCGGCCAUGGUAGUAAUGCUUCAACACCACAACCAGAAACCGCCACACACAUUGCACUGGAGGAGCUCGCCAAUCGGCUAAACGCGACACAUUCUCUGCGUAAAUAUUGUGCGAAUAACGGUACCGGUGAUGCGGGGCGACGCGAUGUCGCCAAUGAUGUCGGCAAUUGCAACGAUUUGUCACCAAAGCCGAACGCAAUAUACGUUGAUGGCGCUAAGUGUGACGCCGGUACACCGUCGAGCAGCGCUACACCACAACCGCAGCAAUCGCCGCCAGCGACUGGACUGGAUCCGACAUUAGCGAUUUUACAGGCAUUCCUCUUUACGCUCACCAGCUUUGGCGCUUUGCAGCAACGUGCCGAUCAGCCGGUUACUCUGCGUGAUUUGGUGGCCAAUUUGAAGGAUAUGUUGGAAACACAUACCGCGGGUGAUUUAAGUGUGGAGGGUCUUUUCAGCAAUGGCAAGCCCAAUAUAAUGGACCAACCGUUGUUGGCGCAAAAGCUGCAACAACAAACGUCAGCGUAUGCGGCACAACGCUUACCCAAAUCAGAUACACCAGAGACCACGAGCUCGUUGGACCACCAUGAGCCGAUUGGUGAUGAUCUGGCUGCGUCGAUUCUUAAGAUUCCGUCCUAUAAGCCAGUGGCAGGCACGCCGACGCCCACAUCGGCUGCAGCACGCGCCUCAUGUUCGCCAUCCUUGCUGUGCAACAAUUCCACCGCCAACUCCAUGCCAAAUCCCAGCGGCGAUAGUCCGCAUUCUGCGCCCUCACCACGCAUCGCCAACUCUAUGCUGGCCGCUGCUGUGGCCGCCGCUAGCAAUAAUGGCACCGUCGCAUCUGCCGGCCGUCAGGGCAAUAAUGAUCUAUCUGUCAUUUCGCCGCCACUAAUGCAGCACACCCAAUCACCACCGUCGUUCAGUUUUCGCGACAUGAUCGCACAUGGCAUUCACCGCACUAUGAAUGAGCAGGCCAAUCAGGACGCGCAUGCCGCCGCCGCUGCUGUUGCUGCGGCUUCGGCGCCAAUGCUGGGUCUGUGCUUGGAAAUGGAGCGCUCUAACAACAAUAGCGGCAGCAGUACGGAUCAUAAGAAACCUACUAUAUCGGUGGUGAAGAAUAUAGGUGGCACCGAUACAACACGGUUUGGUGCUGCACCCAAUGUCUUGGCUGGUUCGAGUGUGGCUGGUAGCAGUAGCAGCACACACAACUCACAUGGCUAUCACCAGGCGCACAUACAUCAUCAUCUGCCACCCCAUCUAAGUCGCCAAGAGGCAGCAGCGCUUGCCGCCGGCAAAGGUACCCGCCCGAAACGUGGUAAGUAUCGCAACUAUGACCGCGAUAGUUUAAUCGAAGCAGUGCGCGCUGUGCAGCGCGGCGAGAUGUCAGUGCAUCGUGCGGGCAGUUAUUUCGGUGUGCCGCAUUCAACGCUCGAGUACAAAGUGAAGGAGCGACAUUUGAUGCGGCCGCGUAAGCGUGAGCCCAAGCCACAGCCCGGACUAGAUGGUAGCAGCAGCACGACAACGGGCAAAUCAAACUCUAACAUUCCUGGUCAUCACAACAAUCUGAGCAAAAUCAAGUUGGGCAACGCUGGCAACAGUAAUGUAAAUUCCAAGCUCAACGAAGCGCAUAAGGGCAAUAGUAACUCAGCAGCGGCCGCAUUCCCAACCAGCGCACCAAACGGCAUGAAAAUGCUUUUCGAUCCCAUCCAAUAUCCAGCACAUCUAUUUUGGAAUCCCCCGCCAGCCUUUAGCCAAAUGCAUAUGGAAUUCAAUCGCAAUGCAGUGGCGGCGCAAACCGCCAGCGCGGCACAACGUUACACCGAAGAAACGCUACGUGGCGUUGGCGGCACAUCAGCUGGUACGCCUUCUAACGCCAACAGCCCCAGUCCUAUUGCCAGUCCGUUGUCGGCAGCGGCAAGUCAUACACUCAAUAUGAAGAGUGCGCGUGAGCUUGCCGAAAAUUUGUAUGAAAGCGCUGGCGCCAACGGUUCCUCAAUACUCGACGGCAUCAUACGGAAAACGCUCGACCGCAAAAGCACCGACGUGGGACCGCCGAACAGUGCCAGCACCGGCGGCGCACUACUCGACCACUUGCUGGUGAAGAAAAGUGCACUACCGCCAUAUGCCAGCAACAACAGUAACGAUCAUCGCUCACCCAACGCCAUGAGCAGUCUACGCGCUAAACGCGCCGCCAGUCCGCUUGCAUAUACCGAAAUCAAACGUGAACGCGGCAGUCCGCCACACAGUAGCGGUGACGACGAUGAUGACGACGCCUCACGCAGCGGCAAUGACGAAAGUAGCUACGAGCACAACAAUAAUAACAACAGCAAAGGUAGUUAUAUCGGCAAUAAUGAGUUGCACCUCCAGCAUCAGCAUUUGCACCAUCAACAACACAGUCGCAGCCGCAGCCGCUUAACCUCUCACGACUCCGCCGAAACCGAUACGAGUAGCAUACCCAGCGAGCUCAUGACGAAUCACAACAACGGCAACAAACUGACUGGCGAUCUUAAUGGCAAUGGCGGUAGCGCGGCAAUGAGCGGUAUGCUGCCCAAAGUGGAACCACCGCUUGAAUUUGGACACGCACCACCCACAUUGGGUAGCACAUCCAUACUACAGGAAAAAUUGGCGCAAAUUAAGGCCGAGCAGGAGAACGAAGAGCACUUAUAGAGAUGAAUGAACUGGCCAUACGGCAUGUCGUUACAUUAGCGGUACUAACACGCUAACGGUUGAGGGGGGGGGCAAUUAAUAAUGGUGCUGAUUGUAGGCUCUGUAAAAGGGCGCAGAGCCAAACGGUACCGACAGGCGUACAAAUCUACCUAGAAUCCAAAACAGAACGGGCAUAGCAGUACCAGCGAGACGCAGCGGCAUACCGUGGAUCUGCAGGCAUGCUAGAGCAAAGGCUGUUGGGCGAACAGAACUUCAACUUGUGGCACUCACCAUGCCCGGCAUUAGUUGGGAUAUGCAUUCAGAGAUCGGGAUUGGGAUC